AUGCGGCUCGCAGUCUUGGUCAUCUUUAUGACUUCCUCGUCUCUGGUUUCUACAUCUUCGCGGAUGCCAAAGCAGGAUGCUAUAGUUGACUCUGUCCAGAAGAUCGAUUCUUUCAAGCCUAACGAUGCACUUGCACUGUUGGCUUUGCAGGGACUUGAAAACAUCCGCAAAUCGGAGACCAGUAGUACUUCGUCUCGAGCACAGAAAUGUAGUUUGAAGAACGCUGCCAUCAGACGCGAUUGGGACCAUCUGUCAGCAGCUGACCGUAUAUCUUACACCGAUGCUGUUCUCUGCUUGAUGAGCAAGCCUUCAAUCCUCAACCAGACCCAGUACCCUGGAGCCCGGAGCCGUUACGAUGACUUCGUCGUCGUCCACAUCAACCAGACCACGAGCAUCCACGGCACAGGCAAUUUUUUAGGCUGGCAUCGAUACUACGUGCACACUUACGAACAAGCCCUCCGACGGGAAUGCGGAUAUCGAGGAUACCAGCCAGCAAGUCCCAACCGACCGAAGUCCAAAUAUGAUCUGGCUAACGAUUAUCUCACUACCUCGAUGAGCGGCGAUGGGGCGUUCUUCCUCCACAAUGGCACCCUUGCAGGCGCUGGAUACAUUUUCCUGCCCUCAGGGAAAGGCGGUGGCUGCGUCACUUCCGGGCCCUUCAAAGACAUGCAAGUAAAUCUGGGACCGAUCGCACCAGCCAUGGAUGGUAUUGUCCCGUCGAAUAGCACUUUCGCUUACAAUCCGCGUUGUCUUCGGCGAGAUAUCGGCACGCAAGCAUCCUCGACCUGGCUUAAGAUGGAGGAUAUCCUGUCUCUGAUCGUGGAAUCGCCGGAUGUGUUUACGUUUCAGAAUCGGAUGCAGGGCGAUUUCGCAACUGGGUUUCUCGGAGUCCAUGGAGCCGGCCACUUCACCAUGGACGGAGACCCCGGCGCAGACUUUUUCGCCUCGCCUGGCGAUCCCGCAUUCUUUCUCCACCACGCCAUGGUAGACCGCACCUGGGUCAUCUGGGAAUCGCUCAAGUGGCCGGCGCGCGUGAAAGAAGUGGCCGGAACGCUGACCGUAUUGAACAUUCCUCCCAGUGCCAACGCCACCCUGGCGGAUCUUCAGAAUCUGGGUCCGCUGGCGGGUGACAUUGCGCUGGGAGACUUGCUGAGUCCUUUGAGCGGGCCGUUCUGUUAUAUCUAUCUGUAG
Drepanopeziza brunnea f. sp. 'multigermtubi' MB_m1 is the source of this 1191-nucleotide messenger RNA. Lineage: Eukaryota; Fungi; Ascomycota; Leotiomycetes; Helotiales; Drepanopezizaceae. The record is from RefSeq and is a predicted model, not a curated record.